Molecule: messenger RNA, 1647 nt
Organism: Phialemonium atrogriseum
Lineage: Eukaryota; Fungi; Ascomycota; Sordariomycetes; Cephalothecales; Cephalothecaceae
Exons: 3
Coding region: 1-1647 (548 amino acids)
Source: RefSeq, a predicted model, not a curated record
AUGCAUCCAGCCCCGAGCCUGGCCGAGGCCCCGCCUAGCACCAAUGAGUCUCGACCCGGCCAUAAUCCGUCCGCGAGCCCUGCAUCACACUCGCCCCGUGACUCUCAUGGCCCCGGCUCACCGUCCUCCCCGCCGGUGAGGAAGGACACGACUUCGUCCACCUCCACCAUCGCAACAACCGCAACCCUGGCAACUGGCACAUCCGGCGAGACUGCCCCUACUGUGUACGGAAACCUUGAGGCGUCGCCCAGUUUCACCACCCAAGCUGUCUUCUCUGUUAAGGACGGAGCAGAUGCUGCAGCAAACCGCCGGGCUAGUCGGCGGCGAACCGGCCCGCUGUCCGCCGUCCAGAGGGAACGAGCCGCUCUAAUCCGCAAGCUGGGAGCUUGCUCCGAUUGCCGACGCAGGAGAGUUGCCUGCCACCCCAAUCACCACAACAUGACCUGGGAAGAUGCCGCCCGAAAGUACCGGUCUCACAGCCCAAACGUGCAGGAGCUUGUUCCGGUGUCUGGCCGCCUCAGCCCUGCACCGAUGAGCGCCAAAACCGUCUACCAUGACCCUCAGGAAAUGGACCUAGACGCUUCGCCCGCGCAGCAGCCCGGCCGUCCGCCUCUAAGCGAGACGCGCAUCCGGACCCCUCUGCCGUCAGGCCCGCGGCUAGACAAGCCUGCAUCCGUCACGUCCCUGCCGGGCAUUGACAGCCUGAAGACUGACCUCCAGGGCGUGGCUGCCAGGAUCGUAUCCGAUCCUUAUGGCAGCCGGUAUGCCACGGUGCAAGCCCUGCUGCUGCAUUGGCAGGACGACGACGAUCAGAGCGUCCGGGCCGCCAUUAGCGACCUGGCCAACGUGCUCGAGUCGUCCUACCGCUAUACGUUCAAAAUCAAGUCCAUCCCAUCGUCCUCCAAUUGCAAGAGCUCGUGGAGGUGGCUGUCACGCGAGAUAAACGAGUUCAUCGACUAUCACGAUCAGCGAGACGUCUUGAAGAUUGUUUAUUACAACGGACACAGCUAUCUCGAUGCCAACCGAGAGAUGAUAUUGGCAAGCUCGAGAAAUCCCGAAACGGCAUCGCCCAUCAGGUGGAGCGGUAUCCAGCAGAUACUGGAAGAUGCGUGCUCGGACACGCUCAUCAUCAUGGAUGCUGCUUACUAUCCAUCGUCAAAACUCGUGCGCAAACAAGGUGUUCUCGAGUUGAUCGCCGCAUCAGCUAGCGAAGACCAUGCCAAGUUGCUCGAUCGCGGCUCCUUCACACGCACCUUGGCCGACCUGAUGCACACGAGAGCCAGCCAAAAGUUCAUGAACCCUCUGUCUGCUGCAGAGCUUCAUGCCAAACUGCUGUCCUCCUACCCGAAGAUGAUUCAGGAUAGACAGCCGGAGAAGGAGGUGCUCACCAGCUUCCCUUCCCCUCUGCAUGUGCAGAUAAGUGGCGAUAGUCGGCUUCCGUCGAUUCUCUUGGCACCAAUCCACAGAGGCCUCGCGCCCUUCGUGUUGGAUGCCGUGCAGAGCGGCCCUCAGCUGAACUUCAGCUUCCGGUUGACGGACGACAGCAACUUCAACGCGGAGGCCUGGUCGGAAUGGCUUCGGACCAUGCCGGAAGGAAUCAGAGACGUCAAGGUGGAAGGCCCCUACCGCAACAAUACGUUACGAUGA